CACUGAGAGAGUGACUGCUGGCUAGUGAGAAUCUUUCUAUGCUGUCUUCCAUCCUCCGUCCGAUGAUCUGAUCCAAUCAAACGAUCUUCGUCUUCCUUCGUCUCUAAACCCUUUACUUAACAAUGAUAUCUCUUAAACCCCUUCCUACCAACCUGAAUUCCUCAUUCUUCCGCUCCUUAACCCCAUUUAAACUCUUCACUCCCAAAACCCAAACCCUAAAAUCCUCAAAAUCCCAUUCCCAUUCCGCUAUUAAAUCCGUCCUCCAAUGGAAUAGGAAGCCCGAAUUGGCUGGAGAGACCCCACGCGUUGUAGUAAUCACCUCCGGCAAAGGUGGCGUCGGCAAGACAACCACCACCGCGAAUGUCGGCCUCUCAUUGGCUCGUCUCGGCUUCUCCGUCGUAGCGAUCGACGCCGAUGUUGGUCUACGAAAUCUUGACCUUCUCCUGGGCCUUGAAAAUCGCGUGAAUUAUACCCUCGUUGAGGUUAUGAACGGCGAUUGCCGCCUGGACCAAGCCCUAGUGCGUGACAAACGGUGGUCCAAUUUCGAGCUUCUGUGCAUCUCGAAACCUCGCUCGAAGCUGCCAUUGGGAUUCGGUGGCAAGGCACUGGUUUGGCUGGUGGAGGCACUAAAAACCAGGCCAGAAGGCUGCCCAGAUUUUAUAAUUAUAGAUUGUCCGGCGGGGAUCGAUGCAGGGUUCAUUACGGCCAUAACUCCAGCGAAUGAGGCAGUGCUCGUCUCAACACCCGACAUUACGAGCCUGCGAGACGCGGAUAGAGUAACGGGGCUGUUGGAGUGCGAUGGGAUUAGGGAUAUAAAGAUGGUUGUGAAUAGAGUGAGGACUGAUAUGAUUAAAGGCGAGGACAUGAUGUCAGUGCUGGAUGUGCAGGAGAUGUUGGGGUUGGCGUUGUUGGGGGUGAUUCCAGAGGAUUCAGAAGUGAUUAGGAGCACCAAUAGGGGAUACCCACUUGUGUUGAAUAAGCCCCCUACACUGGCAGGGUUGGCGUUCGAGCAGGCUGCUUGGAGACUUGUUGAGCAGGAUACUAUGAAGGCUGUUAUGGUGGAGGAGGAGCCCAAGAAACGUGGGUUUUUCUCCCUUUUUGGAGGAUAAACAUUGGUUGCUUGCUGUUAUUUGCUUUACGUUAAAUUUUGCAAGCUAAUUGUUGGCUGUGUGAAGGGGAGAGGGAGCUGUGUACAGUUGGUUAGUGAUGUUUUAUGUUUUGAUUUUUUUUUUCAGUGAUUUGAAGUUUCCGAUAGAGAUAUUUCUUGUAUUAGUUCUUGGGCUGCUAAUUUGGAUGCCCUUGUUGUUGAAUGAGGAUUGUUUUUUUCCAUUUUUCAGUUAA
Messenger RNA from Hevea brasiliensis (rubber tree), 1341 nucleotides. RefSeq names its product septum site-determining protein minD homolog, chloroplastic. Gene Ontology annotation, cellular component: cytoplasmic side of plasma membrane; cytosol. Bases 123 to 1109 code for a protein of 328 amino acids. NCBI's taxonomy places the organism in Eukaryota, Viridiplantae, Streptophyta, Magnoliopsida, Malpighiales, Euphorbiaceae. Gene Ontology annotation, molecular function: ATP hydrolysis activity; ATP binding. The record is from RefSeq and is a predicted model, not a curated record. The transcript has a single exon. Gene Ontology annotation, biological process: negative regulation of cell division.